This is a messenger RNA of Heterotrigona itama, 1239 nucleotides long. The record is from the annotation of a GenBank genome assembly. Lineage: Eukaryota; Metazoa; Arthropoda; Insecta; Hymenoptera; Apidae.
AAAAAAAAAAAGAAAAAAGAAAAUGGAUCAAAUGCUGCCUAGUCCUGGAUUUAGUAUACCAAGUAUAGGUACUCCUUUACACCAACCAGAGGAGGAUCAACAAAUUUUGCCUAAUGCACUACAACAGCAGCAACAACAACAAUCACAGCAACAACAGUCGCAACAAUAUCAAUUGCAACAAUUACAUACUAUGAGUCCAAAUAUGCAAAGUGGAAUGCUUAUGAUUGGAACGCCACAAAAAACUAUGCAUGCCUAUGCAACACCACCUUCUUUUGCAACUCCACAAAGUCUUAUGCAACCACAAACACCACAAAAUAUGAUGUCUCCACUAGUACAAAAUACUAAUCAUAUAGCUCCUCCAUCCAUAGGACCAUCUACUCCUGGUCCUAUGACACCUAUGACACCAGCUUCUGCAGAUCCAGGAAUAUUACCGCAACUUCAGAAUAUUGUUUCUACAGUUAACUUAAACUGUAAGUUAGAUUUAAAGAAAAUAGCUCUUCAUGCCAGGAAUGCGGAAUAUAAUCCAAAAAGAUUUGCUGCAGUUAUCAUGAGGAUAAGGGAACCUAGAACUACUGCUUUAAUAUUCAGUAGUGGAAAAAUGGUUUGCACCGGAGCAAAAAGCGAAGAAGAUUCUCGAUUGGCUGCAAGAAAGUAUGCCAGGAUUAUUCAAAAACUUGGCUUUCCCGCAAAAUUUCUCGACUUCAAAAUACAAAAUAUGGUAGGCAGCUGUGAUGUGAAAUUUCCAAUUAGAUUGGAAGGAUUAGUACUUACACAUGGGCAGUUCUCUUCAUAUGAACCAGAACUCUUUCCUGGAUUGAUAUAUCGUAUGGUUAAACCUAGAAUAGUUUUACUCAUAUUUGUUUCGGGAAAAGUGGUUCUAACAGGUUAGUAAUUAUUGUACAUUUAUAAAUUUUGUAUAUUUGGUGAUUAAUUUUAUAAAUUAUCAUUUGAAUAGGAGCAAAAGUUAGGCAGGAGAUCUACGAAGCAUUUGACAAUAUCUAUCCCAUUUUAAAGAGUUUUAAAAAGCAAUGAAUUUAUUUUUUUUUUUUUAAAUAGUUAAGGUAUUGAUAAAGGAGGAAUUGAUAAAGGAGGAAUUGAUAAAGGAGGAAUUGAUAAAGAGGUAAGAUUUUAAAAACUAAGGUUUUUAUCUUAAAAAACUAGUGAAAUAAACCUUUUGUAUUUCUACGAUGUUAAAAAAUUUUCUUAAAAAUUAAAUAUAGAAUGAAAUAUACAGUUAAA